GCAGUCGGUUUCUCAGUUUUUACAGGUACAGUUAGUUCAGUUUGUUUGAUGGAUUUUUGAAAAGUUUGAUAGUUUUUUUAAUUUAUAAGUCUCAGCCAUCAAGUAAUCGACACAGCAAAGAAAAAAAUAAAUUUACAAGUCUCAUCUAUAAGACAACAACAUGAUCAUGGACAAUCAAAAAACCACCAGCAAAACUACGCUGCUCAAACUUCUGUUGAUGCGUGCCUGGAAAGAACGCUGGACCGACUGUCAGUGGGGAAUCAACGUGAAAACGGUCUUGACCCGUGGCGUAAGUGGCGAUGUCUACAAUCUAGCUGACUGUAUAAUACAACAAGCAGUGGUUGGUUCCGGUGCCAAUACGCUCUUUCUGUCUUACCUUAAGCAUUCGCUAUGCGCUCAUCUUAUCUCCCACGCAGCAGUUUUAAAGCGAAUCUCAAAGUACGAACACUUUGACAUGUCUCAUUGCCUGAUCGCUUUGUUGGAGUUCCUUGACUCCAUCGUCGUUGGAGUAACCUGUCGGGGGAAGCAGGAGGAAAGUCUUCUGACCAAAGCGAUGGUUUCCCUGGUCUAUUGGCUAAUGCAGAUCUACGAACAUGCAAUUGAAACAUUUAGCGAGAAUCGUUCAUUGACGGGCGAACAACAGGAAGUAGUGGAAAAAAUGGCAAAUGUUUUGGAGAAGAUUGUUCAGAGCCAAUUUCUUCUGGGUGUUAUAUACGUAGGAAAAUUCGAAGAUCCGGAAAUGUUUACACCCAUAGAGAAAAAAUGUAGUCGGAUUGAUAACUUAACCGCUGCUUCCGGGUUUGUUCCACCAGUAGUAAGCCAGAAGAACAUGACGGUUAAUGAUUAUAUCCGUAAGGUAGCGUGCAUUGAGUGUGAUACUUUGGAUAUGAAGGAAUUUAACGGAAAGUGCGUAGAGCCAAUCUCCUACUGUUUGCAACCGCUUAUAGCGAUCGAUUUUAUUCUCAAUCCAAACCUCGACACUCACACUUACGUUUGCAAGUUUCUAUCCAUCCAACGGCUCAAAGGUUAUUCUCUAUCUCGAUUGUACUAUGAGCUUAUCCGAGGUUGUUUGAUCUGCUUAAACAACGUAAAUGGUACGGCAAGAGAAUCAUUUGUUUGCGCAUUCACCUUCAUCAAGGUGCCGCACAUCCUUCGGCAAAUUCACUUCCAAUCACGUUUGUUGGACCCGAAUGAAUUCGAGGACACCAAGUUGGACUACUCGCCGGAGAUUGUGGAAGCAUUUGAGCUGCUGCUACAGGAUGCGCCGAUUCUGGACUAUGUUGAUGCUAAAUGCGCCUGCAAUACUAUCGAGUGUCUGCUGAAUGAGAUGCUCAAGCACCAUCUGGUCAAUGAGCACUAUGUGAAGCUGAUCGCUGCAAAACGGGACAUGAUAACUGCUGGAUUGCAGAAGCUGGAACUGAAUAGCAACCAACAUUCGAUCGUAAAGUUCGUUUGUCGAGCGGAGCCUCCGCUGGUUGGUAUUUUGAAAUCCCUGAACGCAGACUACAACAAGAUGCAGGAGGCGAUGCUAGGCGUACUCUGUCAGGUGUUGUCCGGCAACAGUUUCGAGCUCAUCCUUUCGGUGGCCACCAUGGAAGGGAAGCUGAGAACGUUCGUUUCCGGGCUGAUUAAGUGCAACGAAAACUCCAAGCAGGUCCCGGGAGAAAUAGGCAAACCGGCCAUGACCCGCGCCGCCUUAUUUGACGUUACCUUUUUGAUGUUGACCUUCAUAGUGCAACACUACGGUUCCGACGUCGUCCUCACGGAGAAUAGUGAUUCGUUCUAUGAAAAGUGGGUCCGGGAUUGUAUGAUUGAAAAACACAAAUCUAAAUCAGCGAUGAGCAUGGUCAAACUGUGUGAUCUAAGUAAGGUCGAUGAGUUAAUUGUAAGUUUAAACUCACCGGAAGGACUGAAGGCGAGUUCGCUAAAAUGGCAGGAUAUCUGUGCCAACAUUCCCGGGUUGUUAUAUCAAGUCCUACUUGCGUGGGAGAACGAAACGCUUUCCACGGGAGAGAUUAAAAAGUUUCUGGACAGCUUGAAAUCUCGCUUCUGCUGCUUUUCGAUCUGUGCCGCUUCGUGGCUCUGUUCGUACAUGCAGAUCGUCCGGCAGGAUGAGCUGCUUAAACCAAUGAAUAUGGUUCAACAGUUUUUGACUGCAGUCAACAGCGAAGAUAUGCUACAACAGGAAAACUUUAAGGAAAGAUUAGUGUUGACUGUUCAGAUUGUGCGCAAAAUGCAGCAAGAUUUCCAGCGAUUAUCGGGGAGCUCCAAUGUGAAAAUCAGAACCUUGUUCCAAUCACCAAAUUUAAUCUCCCAGUCUCCGCUGGAGGAACAGUUUGAAGAGGUCUGGAAGCAUGUGGUUGAACGGGGUUGGCUACCCAUUGACUCGACGCUAAUUUUGGACAACCUGAUGCAGUCGUGCGGACCGUUUUGGUUGGUGGACAAACUGGUACAACAGAUCUUCCACUGCAAAUACGUCAGGGAUAUGAACAAAACGUUAGAUAUUGUUUUUGCAAUCAUGCAUUUGGAUAUCGAAAGGUGCACGAUUGCGUUGCUGACGCAGUUAGUUCCUAUGAUGCUGCUAAAUAAACUACAAAUUUCCGAAAUCGUUGACCCUUUCUCCCGUGUGCUCGCCAAACUAUGCGUCUACUGUAUCACGGCCACCAUGGAGGCGCCGAUUUCGCCUAGUAAAAAACGUACUCGCACGGCAAUGGCGGGUGAGGGAGAUGACUUGGAUGCACUCGGUCCGACACCCAAAAUGCGUAAGGUGGGAUCCGAAUCGUGCGAUUCCAGCUCCAGCGAUUUUAUGCUGGAGAAUGCCCUGGCCGCCAGGGAUGGUCCUACGAGUUUGAAGGAACCAUUGCAAAGUUGUCUACAGGCACUCUUCAAAACGUUCUCUCAGUACAUUGUAUCCGAUGAGUUAUCGCCUAAAAUUUUCUUCAUGUUCCAAUUCCUCUCGUUGCUGGUCGAGGUAGGAAAGGAAAGAAUAAAACCUGUUCUGAAACUGAUACCAAACGGAUUGAUUCAGAACAUGCAGAAGAUCAAUGCCACUGAGGAUAUGACUGUUGGGUUUAUUUUAAGGUUGUACGAUCUGAACACAGUCUCCGGCAGACAGUUUGCAAUGUCAGAUUUGUGUUUAUUCCGGAAUAUUCAAAUGCGGAAGAAUAGUAUUAAGCUAUACGACUUCUUCAACGGCGAGUAUAACGGCUGGAAGAACUCCGUUCGACACAACCUGAGCUUGAACGAGUGCUUCAAAAAGCUUCCGAAGGAAUGCGGAAAACCGGGCAAAGGUCACUACUGGACCAUUGAUUCCUCGGCCGAGUACAUGUUCGAGGACGAAGGCAGCUUACGAAGGCGACCCCGGGGCUUUCGGCGAAAACAGCAAUUGAAAGCGUACACCGGUGGAAGUGCCUUCUAUCCCGCCGGAAGCACCGGAUACGACAUAGCAGUACCAGAGCUGCAAAGUAGCUACAUCUCACAACCGUACGCAUCGUACGAGUAUCCGAACAGCAACGGACAACCGUUCACCGACUCGUGGCAUUAUCCGUCGGAGGGACUGAGCCAGUACUCAAAAAUCACCCACACGUCCCUACAUGACCCGCAACCGCCGGCGUCCCCCGGACAGCAGAAUCAGAGCUCGAGCAUGUUGGACUACGGCAAUUACUCGUUCGCUUCUAGCCCCUACAGUAUCGAUAAUGGUCUCAAAAUGGCAUCACUCUCUCAGAUGGCACCUCCGCCGUCAUCAACGGUUGGACCGGUAUCUUCAGCACACUCACCAUCAUCAGCAGCUCCCGGUAAUGGCAAUGGUACGGUGUCGGGUGUCGUGACAAUGCCGACCAAUGGCAGCUCCAAUGGGAUGGGAAUGGACUGCAGCAAGGUGGUAACCGGUUAUUCCGGUUCCCCUUUGGGAAGUCAUUCUACGAUGUUGGGUUCACAGCAGCUGCAUCACCAUCACCAUCAUCAUCCUCACCACAAUGGCUCUAAUAGUGGGGUGGGGCUGAACACGGUGCUGAUUGCCAACGGGCAGUAUGAUCACGGAAAAUAUUCUAACUGAUGAUGGGAUGCGAAUAUCGUGAAGUGAGAGGGAUUUGAUAAAAGGCAUGUUUGACAAUUUGAAAAGUACUAAUAGGAUAAGAUAUAGAGUAAUGCUCGCGUGAUGAAGGUUUUCGUCUAUGUGUAAAUUUGUUCA
Topomyia yanbarensis is the source of this 4189-nucleotide messenger RNA. It is a transcript of the gene MED24, whose product is annotated as mediator of RNA polymerase II transcription subunit 24. Gene Ontology annotation, biological process: regulation of DNA-templated transcription. Gene Ontology annotation, cellular component: mediator complex. The transcript is spliced from 10 exons. Gene Ontology annotation, molecular function: sequence-specific DNA binding; DNA-binding transcription factor activity; transcription coregulator activity. The coding region runs from base 161 to 4054 and encodes 1297 amino acids. The record is from RefSeq and is a predicted model, not a curated record. Lineage: Eukaryota; Metazoa; Arthropoda; Insecta; Diptera; Culicidae.